This is a messenger RNA of Trichomycterus rosablanca, 1134 nucleotides long. RefSeq names its product nodal-related 1 (gene ndr1). Gene Ontology annotation, cellular component: extracellular region. The coding region runs from base 1 to 1134 and encodes 377 amino acids. NCBI's taxonomy places the organism in Eukaryota, Metazoa, Chordata, Actinopteri, Siluriformes, Trichomycteridae. The transcript has 3 exons. Gene Ontology annotation, molecular function: cytokine activity; growth factor activity. The record is from RefSeq and is a predicted model, not a curated record.
AUGGAAUACUCCAUCACGGGGAUCUUAUGCCUGCUCCUGUGGGUGUUCUGGGCGGACGCGGAGCACCCGGUCACCCUGAUCAGUAAGGUGCACGGUUCGGGGAAAGGACCGUACCCACUUUACAUGAUGCACCUCUACAGGACUCUACUAGCAGGGGAUGGAAGGAAACCAGCAGGCGCACCGACCACCAGCCUGGGCUACGAGCACCCAUCACUGCACAACUCCGACUCGGUUCUCAGCCUGGUCGCAAAAAGUUGCUACCAAGCGGGCGACAAGUGGGCCAUCACGUUCGACAUGUCCUCCAUCUCAGCGAGCGACGACGUCCAGCGUACCGAGCUGCGCGUCCGCCUUCCAGAGUUCUUCACCUCCGAGAACGCCCUGGUGGACGUCUACCAUGCUCCCAAGGGUGACGAGGAGCGUCUGUAUCUGGGUCGCAUCAGCACCGUCCUGAGCACAUCCUCUCACUCCUCGUGGAGGGUCCUGAACAUCACCCAGAUUCUGAAGUACUGGCUGCACCAGGGGGGUCCACCUCCUACCCAGGGUGCGGACCACGAUGACGGCUCCCACGCAGAUCCUGAGCGCUCCACACAGCAUCCCACAUCCAACAGUGUCAUGAUGGUGGUGUACUCGAGGCAAACCCGCACCCAGGCGUCCACGCUCAUCCGUACAGCUGAGCACUCCAAGUACGUGGCCCAUGACUGGGCGCACAGUGCGCCGGUGGGCCGACGCCACAAGCGCAACCACCGGGCGCUUAAGAGGGUGAGCGAGGCAGCGGGGCCCGGGGCCACCCCCAUUGUCAAGCAAGCCGAUGGAGAAAAGAAGCCUCUGUGCAGGAAGGUGGACAUGUGGGUGGAUUUUGACCAGAUCGGCUGGAGUGAGUGGAUCAUUUAUCCAAAACGGUUCAACGCGUUCCGCUGCGAGGGCAGAUGCCCAACACCGGUGGACGAAUCGUUCACCCCGACAAACCACGCUUACAUGCUGAGUCUACUGAAGCUGCACCACCCGGACCGCGUCCCAUGCCCAUCCUGCGUGCCCACCAGCCUGGGUCCCGUCUCCAUGCUCUACUACGAAAACGGCAAGAUGGUGAUGAGGAAUCACGAGGGCAUGGUGGCAGAAGCGUGUGGGUGCCGCUGA